Molecule: messenger RNA, 1020 nt
Organism: Babesia microti strain RI
Lineage: Eukaryota; Apicomplexa; Aconoidasida; Piroplasmida; Babesiidae
Exons: 3
Coding region: 1-1020 (339 amino acids)
Source: RefSeq, a predicted model, not a curated record
AUGGAUAACUAUCGCACAAAUUUUGAAAAAAUAAAAUCUUCUGGCAUGAGUCGUAUGCUUGAAUAUAUUAACAAUUCCAAUUCGGUAAUUAGGGAUGUGUCCAACCAGCAACCCAAUUCACUAAACCAUGCCGCUACUCCUUAUGAACAAACAUGCGUCCUGUCUAAUGCCAAGAGCACGAACAGUUACUUGGAUACAAAUGAAUGUGUUAAAAUUCCCGAUCUGAUACUAUCAGAUCCUACUAACUUACUGCUUGGCUUGCAGAUCCCUGUGAGAAACCCCCUGGACAUUUAUAGACUUCCUACCACAAAUUUUGAUCAAAAAAAUUCAAAGUCUAGAUUUCUGGCUGCCAUGACUGCCAACCUUAACACCCUGAGUGAUGACAUAAACUAUGAUACUAGUAAAACAAAUUUGGUUUCAUUAGCCAAGGAAUAUGCAUCAUUUGUUGACAUGGAUAACAUAACUAAAUCGGCUAACAUCAAUCCUUUAAUCGCCAGCACUUUACCAGUCAUAACCCACGCUGUAACGGAUGAAAAUUUCGAUCCCAGAAGUUACUAUAUGAACUUGUUUGAACCGGCUACAAUAAAUCCAGAUCCAGAUGUAGACCAGUUGUUACUGAAUCUAGUAUCAAAAGACAGCGAAAGUGAAUGCAAGUUAAUACCUCAACACAACGCGGAAACUAAAGAAAAAUCCAAACUCAUAAAUAUCAAGGGAUCCACCAUAAAACCAAAAAUUUUGGUUAAGGAUUUAGGAGUUAAAAACUCUAGGCCCGUGGUGUACGGUUUGUCUUGUGAGCAUGCAUCGUUGCCAUCCACUCCCACAAAUAUCGCAUCUGGGACACAAACGGAAAUGUUGUUCAAAACCUACGUAGAUCAGCGCAGUAAAAACAGUUUAAACAAUAUGGACAAAUCACCCAUAUCGCCAGAUGGUAUUAUAAGUGAUAGAAUAAAUAGUUUCAGUGGCGGCAAAGUAAAAAUUGGUUACAGGGACACAUUUGAUUUGACAUCACUCCAAACAUGA